AUGUCUCCUCCUUACCAGCUCUUCCGACCUCCGGACGGGAGCGGCUUGGGAUUGGAGUCUCAGCAUUGGGGCGUGGCGUACGUCCACCACAAGAACAUCGUCCAAGGAGACAUCGGCUGUCACGACAUGCUUCUGAAAGGCGAUGAGAUCAAGCUGUGCGACUUUGGGGUUCCUCAAUUCACGGAAGGCCAUCUAAAGCGGGCUACGAAUGCCGAUCUCAAUGUUGGGACGAUACUCAUAAGAACCCAUCCAUUCAAAGCGAACUAUUCGCAACCAUCUAUGAAAUCUAGAAGACAAUGCGGCCCUAUCAAGACGAGCCCGACGAGACGGUCAUACAAAAUUACAAACGCCGGUGCUUUCCAGACGUCCAAACCCUUCCAGUUGCUGAAAUCAUCACAAAUUACUGGCAUGGCACUUAUCGUUCGGCGAAUGCGGUCGUCGCUGGCCUUGAAUCACUUCGGAGUCAACGAAUGA
Molecule: messenger RNA, 474 nt
Organism: Cladophialophora immunda
Lineage: Eukaryota; Fungi; Ascomycota; Eurotiomycetes; Chaetothyriales; Herpotrichiellaceae
Exons: 2
Coding region: 1-474 (157 amino acids)
Source: RefSeq, a predicted model, not a curated record